Messenger RNA from Ipomoea triloba (trilobed morning glory), 2547 nucleotides. RefSeq names its product BTB/POZ domain-containing protein At2g13690-like. The transcript has 2 exons. Lineage: Eukaryota; Viridiplantae; Streptophyta; Magnoliopsida; Solanales; Convolvulaceae. The record is from RefSeq and is a predicted model, not a curated record. Bases 266 to 1939 code for a protein of 557 amino acids.
CAGUAGCAAACUGGAAACUGUGCUUUGCCGAUACUCUAAUGGGAAUCUCAUCCCUCCUCAUAUAUGAUUCUUCAACGUUGUUGUUGUUCCGCAAAGGAAGGUAGCAGUUUCCAAGAAAACACUUUUUUGUUUUUCAGAAAAAAAAAAUGCCAAACAUCAUAUGGACAAAAGCUUUCCCUUUUCUCCAAACAAAUCAAGAAAAUUCACAAAAAUGAUAUUGUUUGUUAUCUGAUUGAUCUCACCUGAAUCUAUUGGGUACUCAAAAAUGUCCGACACGCGCCUCAAAUCCCGCCACCAGCGCCGCUCCGAGCAUCCCCCACCUCCGCCGCAUCGCCGCCGUUCGUGGUGUUGCUCUUUUGCCGUCCCGCCCCACAGCCCUGACAACCCCACUUCAGUUCACUCCUCCUCCAAGAACCCAUCUUCUCAGAAGAACGAGCUGCCCUUCCUUGGGAAAUCCUCCAUUUCCUUCCCCAACUCGCCGCAGUCUCAGGGCAGCUCCAAGCCCAACAGCCUCGUCGUCGUCACCCGGAUCGGACCCCGCAGGAUCCUCUCUCCGGGUCGGGUCUCUCCCAUAGAUUCUCUCGACGAGACACUACUAGCUCCAAAUCCAACACUCCGCGGCCGCGGCCACUCCCCUUCAGCCUCCAUUGAGAUUGCUAAAUCCCCGAUGCCUCGCGAGUGUGAGGUUUCUUCCGAUGAUAAUGCGGUGAGGGAGGGGGGUAAUUUGGGAAUCUUCGACGUGAGGCUGAAUCUGAAGGGCAAGAAUGGUGGUGGUAGCUUGGUGUUGGAGCUCAGCUCCCAGGUUCUUACUGCAAACACCUUGGUUUUCGCAGAUUUGAUCGCGGAUUUUAGGAAAAAAUCCAAGGGUUUGUGUAGGAUUGAGGUCCCCGAUGUGGAUAAUCUGGGCAUUUUCCGUGAGACAAUUGAGCUUAUGUUUGAGGAAGAUAUUCCCAAAAGGCUCCUAAAGAUCGGGGUAUAUCGCACCAUUGAUGUGCUGGAGGUAUCAGCAAGCAUUAAGUUCACCAGAGGCAUUUUGUCAUGCCUAGAAUACAUUGAGGCCAUGCCUUGGACUGAAGAGGAAGAGGAAAAACUCAGGAACUUAUUUGCUAAAGUUAAGUUUGAUGAUGAAACAAUAUCUAGAGAUAUUGUGGCCAGACUCUAUACCCAAGACUCACUGGAUUCUCAACAAAAAUUGGCUAGGAAUCUUGUUUUGUCAGUAACUACCUGUAAUGAUGCCAAUGCCAGAAAUGAGCUAAAACCUCUAGUCAAAGGUCUCCUGUGCAAAAAUUCCUUCUAUGAAAAGGAGUGUCCUGAUCUGAACACAGAGGAUAUCUUUGCUAUUUGUAGGUCUUGCCUAGGUUCACUGGUCACUCUGCUCGAGGAGGCCACUAGCACCAAUCCAUCUAGGAAAUUGGCCAAGGAGAAAGAUAAGCCAUUGAUUGAGCGAAUAUCAAAUCAGGUGGACAACAUCAAUUGGCUACUUGAAAUUUUGCUUGAUCACCAGAUGGCAGAGGGGUUGGUUGACAUGUGGACGCAUCAAGUGAAGUUGCUUCACCUGCAUAAGUGUGCAUCUCCAAUGCUUAGGUAUGAGCUCAGCCGGGUUUCUGCAAAGUUGUUCAUUGCAAUGGGCACUAGAAAAAUGCAUUGUCGGUCAGAAACAAGGUUAGGGUUAACGCAGGCAUGGUUCAAACCAAUGCUACUGGACUUUGGUUGGCUACAGAGGUGUAAAAAAGGCCUAGACAUAAAGGCAUUGGAGGAAGCGAUGGGGCAAGCGCUCUUAACUCUUCCUUUGAAAGAGCAAUACAUGCUGUUUAUGGAUUGGUUCAGGUAUUUCUCCAAGAAUGGCACUGAAUGCCCUAAUCUUAGCAAAGCAUUCCAGAUUUGGUGGCGGAGAUCAUUCCUCAGAGGCUCGGACCCCUACGCUGUUGAAUCUAGGUAAUCAGGGUGGUGUUAAGUCUGUUACUUUUGGUAUAGUGAGUGUUGUUGUAAUCAGGGCAGUGUGGAUCAUAUGAUGGUGAAUAAUGUGAAUGAAGAAGAAGCCAUUCUAAUUUUUAUGUCGUUGCCUAAAAAAUGCUUGGUAGCUGAUUGUGAAGACCUGUCCGCCUUUUUAAUGCUGUUUCAGUCCUACCAAAUGAAAGAAGUUUCCAUGAGCCAUAAAUUUCUGAGGAUUUUUUUAUGGGCUCCACCCUAAAUUCAUUCAUCCCGAGUGCAAAGUGAGUGUUGACUUGAUAGCACAUUUUGAUUGUUGAGCAGUGAGCGAGCAGGGACCCUGAACUAGAAGAAUCCAAUCUCAAUAGUCAAUAUGAAGAAGCAAAGCUGUCAAUCUGAAUUUGUGAUUCACUUCCUGCUCUGAUCAUCAUCCUACUUAUGUUCCUUGCUUGCACAAGUUAAUUAGUUUAAAAGUGUAUGUAUGUAUAAUGUAUGUAUGUAUCUACUUCGUUAAUUAGCUACUUGACUAUUGCUUUCUCAUUUAAUUUGGCUGGCAGGCAGGCAGUUGGAAUAGAGGCUAUUCACCCCUAAAUAAAUUUCCCCUCAUAAUUUCUUUCA